CGAAUAAUGCUGGAUGAAAUUACAUAUAUAUAAUUAUAUUUAAUUAUAUAUAAUCACACACAUAUAUAGAGAGAUAAAAAUCUCCUUUCAAUUUUCAAUCUUUUUUGCCCGUUCUUUCUUUUUUUCUGUUCAGCUCGUUACCGUUCCUAAUCCUCGCAUUCGUGUGAGAUGCCUCGUGUUCAUCGCGACGGGAGCGAAACGAGGCAUGCAAGGCGCUCAUUACGUAUUCUAGGACGUGUGAUAAACUACCGUACAAUCUGCCUUAUCUAUCACUAGAGCUAUAAUUUCAAAGAAAGAGACCCCAUCCCGUUCCCUUUUUCGAUUCUCCGACUUCGCACUGCACUCGCUCUCUUUUUUUUCUCUCUCCCUCUCUUGCUCCUUCGUCCGAUUCACUCGACGUCCUUAAUUCCCGCACACCUCCGAAACACGGCGGAAGCGCGAGCGAGUGGCCCGAGGAAGGGGAAGGAUCCCAUUACGCGUUCUAGGACGUGUGUAAUAAAGUUGCCCGCGCUCCGUCUGUCCGCGGCGAGGAGGUGGAGGAGGAGGUAACGUUGGAAAGGCGAGCGCGCGCACACCUGUCCGCGCGCCCGCUCGCUCAGGUGAGAUCGCGGAAGACCUCCGGCGAGGGAGAGACAGAGAUCGCGAUAGAAGGAGGGACGGGCCCCCGCAUGCGGGCCCCGAGCGUGCGUUAUUCCAGCACGAGGCCACCGCCACCACCAGCUCGCGGCUACCCGCCGGUCACGGCUGGCCGGCAGGAGUUCCGGGGCCCACUUCCGGACGGCGGUACCAACGCCGAGUACGGGAGAGGCGGCCGCACCGCUACGGUUUCUUUUUCAUGCCGGGCAUCGACGCGGCCGGCUAUCAGUUGUUCGCUUAUACAGUUAGCCGUCGCGUACGCUUACGCGAGAGCACGGCUAAGUAAGGUAUAGUAACAUCCUGCUCCUUCGCGCGUGUCCCCCGCCGGCGAGAGACGCCCGAAUGGGCCGAGAGAGAUAGAUAGCGAGAACAAUGGAUCUCCUCAGGCGGGUGAGUGAUAAUCCGUUCAGCGCGAGUUCGGCCUUUCGACCUCCUUCGAUCGGAGGGGGUGGGUAAUGCGCGCGGGGGGCGACGCGUGGGCGCGAAAUUUUCAGGGAGAUUCUCGAGGAGGUGAUGGACGUGCGUCUUCCGGCUCGCGUUCGUUCUCCAGCGGUGAUCUCAAGGGCGGUGUUGUGAUUUUUCAAGGAGUAAAGAAGAUAGGCGGUGUCCUCUCUCUCUCUUCUCUUUCGCGAAAUCUUCGGGUUUGACUAGUGCGUCUUCGAUUUAGUUUGAUUUUUCUUCUGUGUGCUCUUAACCGAUGAGUCUAAUUGGGGACCUCAAUAGCUCAGAAGAAUUAAUACAGAAUGAAAAUCUUCGAAUUUGAGAAAGAAGAAGAGUAAAUAUUAAUGUGGCAGGAAAGGAAAUGGAGGGGCAGAGAAGAUUGAUAGACUUAAGGAGGUCUCGAAUAACCGUAAAAAUAAUUAGCAUACUUCUCGGCUAAGUCGCACAGUAGUGAACAAAUUGAGGAUGUCCAAGAUGCAACGUAUUAAGCUGCAAAUAUUGUCUUUCUUACUUUUAGCGUCAAUUUUUUGUAGGAAGAAAUCAAUUUGUUCUCAGAAGGAUAAUUGGACUAUCGAGUCUACAGUCAAAAAUAUCCAAAUGUACAUCUAAUACACCCAUGCUUCUCAUAUUUUAAUCUAACAUAGUACCUCAAAAGAUACACAAUUUCUCUCACACACUUGUCUUUCUCUUUUCGCUUUUUCAGUCAGCGAACAAAGGAAUUGUCGCGAGCGAAGUAAUAAAUCGGUGUUUUUUUCCUCCGCGAGAACUAGGAGACUCGCAACCGUUCGCGGUCGGGCGACCGCGAAUUUUCACCUUUUGGCGCAACUGCCGCAGAAGUGGGCGUGCGGGCGGCAGUUGCGACUUCCUGCCUGUCGCGAUGAUGAUCGUCGCGGAUGAUGCUUAAGCCACACGUGUGCGUGAGCGUGUACGUACACAAUAAUACACGCGAGAGUCUUUCUUUCUCUCUCUCUCUCGAGUUACCGCCGAAUGCGAGGCGUGGAUAUGAAUGAAACAAGCGCGAACGCACGCACGCACUCACACAUCGGGGAACAAAACCAGCACAAUGCGACGGUGACCGCAUAAUGGGGCCCAUCUUACCGGGAUCCGAUGUGGUUACAGGUCAAUCAACUCAAAGCCGAAGAGCGUAGCGCAGAAUUGACUAUUCGAAAUCGCGCGGCGUCGCGAGAGAAACGUCUCUCCAAAAUUUACGUCCUGCUCUUCGGUGACGAUGGGGAAUUUUUUCAAAAUUUGCACACGCAAUUCCACGGUGGAAUUAAAAGCUACAAUCGAGUCAUGAGACUUCUUCAAGUAGAAACUACGGUCAGAUCAGUGCUAACAGUGAAAUUGGGUUGAAUUGCAUAUUAGUGGAUUAAUUAAAUAUGUACGUUGAUUAAAUAGAAUCAAGUGGAUCAGAGAUGCGAGAAAUGAAAACACAUAGCUCCGUCCAAGACUGCGUGUGUAGUGUGUAUACGUAAGCGCAACGGGCACGCGAGCACUCGAGUGCACCUGUGAUGCGGAGGUCCUCGCGAGCUCUGGUAUCCCAGUUUUCAGUCCGCUCGGGAAGCGCGCGAGCGCCGUUUCUCCGUUGCGAAACGUCCGUGCAAAGGACCCUCUCUUUUGCUACCUCUCUGUAUAUAAUAUUAUCGAUGUUGAAACUCGUUGCUGAUUAGCCCGCGCGUAUCUACGCUCAUCGGUCGAUCGACUCACUUCACAUUUCCGACGGUUCCGCAACAAUUUUGAGGACACUCGACUUUGUCCUUUGUGCCAAAUUAUCUGAGAGUACUCUGAGUCAAGGUGCUUUAAUAAUAGGUUGAUGUUUCGUGCUGCUUAUGCGACCUCGCCUCCGAUGUAACACGCGAGAUUAGGCGCGAUCGGCGAAAUUUCGAGCGAUUGGGGGGGCAGAGAUUUUCGGCAAAUUGGUUUCCGGCGGUAAACCGCGGCGGAACAUGACGAGCGUGUUGUACCCUCAAGGUUUAAAUGCCAUCUCGCAGGAUGACAAAAGCUGUCGCAGCGAUGACUCCGGCGGCGAAGUCUUCAGGAACAUCCCGAAGAACAGCAGCACCUUCCGCGUCUGGAAAAUUGAGGGUCUACGAGCAACAGCCGUACCUAAUAGCAAUAUGGGCUUCUUCUUCGCCGAGUCGGCGUACAUCGUCUACGCAGUGUCAGCGAAGGACGGCGCUCUUCCUUAUCCGGGAAUGCCGGUGAAAGAUCAAAAGGGCACAACGGUGGUGCGCGCCAUUCACUUCUGGAUCGGCUCGAGCUGCGACUCGACGGCGUCCGGUGCCGCGGCGCUUCGCGCCGCUGAGUUGGACUCUCAGGUGUCGGCGACGAUUCUAAUGAGGGAGGCGCAGGGCCGCGAGAGCCCCAGAUUCCUCGCCUACUUUCGGCAACGUCUGGUCGUCGAGAACCUACACUUCGAGACGCCCGGCUGCACUCUUCAUCGCGUCUCCGGUGUGGCGGUGCCGAUCCUGACCGAGCUGGAGAAGGUGCACUGGGAGCACUUCAGUUCCAGAGACGUCAUCCUGGUGGACGCUCGGGCAAAGGGAGUCGUCUUCCUGUGGCUAGGCACUCUGUCAGAACCGCUACACAAGCGGCACGCAGCUACUCUGCUGGAGUCCAGGAAGGAGAACAACAACGUUGAUCAACGUGUGGUGGUGGUCGAGGACGGCUACGAGCAGACGCUACCUAGCAACGACAGAGAGCUCUUCAGCAGCGUGCUGGAGCCAUCGGCGAGAGUGGUGGCGCCUGAUCGUCAGCAUCGCGUGAACCCACCAAGUCCCAUCAAACUCUACCGAUGCAGCGAGCAAUCGGGCAAGUACAAGGUCGCCGAGCUCAAGUCCGGUCCGGUGUUGCGCAGCGACCUGACUUCCGGUUCUGUCUACCUGGUGGACCGCGGCGAGGCCGGGGUCUGGGCAUGGGUAGGUCGCGAUGUGAACGCUCGCGAGAGUUUGGAGGCGGUGAGGAACGCGCGCGGCUUCGUCAAGAAGAAGAACUACAGCGACGGCAUGCCGGUAGCCAGAGCGACCGAGGGUCAUGAGCCCGCGGAGAUGAAGGCGUUGCUGAGAGGCUGGGAGCCGUCCAAGACGAGACCGUUGACCUUACCGGUGAGCUUUGAACCUGAUUACAUGAACGAACGACCCAGGAUGGCGGCUGAGUGUCAACUGGUGGACGACGGAUCCGGAGAGAGGAGUUUGUGGCGGGUAGAGCAGAAGGAAGGCAUGGUCGAGGUGGAUGACAAGGGCAUCUACUACGCGGAGGCCUGCUACGUGAUGUUGUACAAGUACGGACAAGGACGAAGGUGUCGCAGCAUUGUUUACUGCUGGGAAGGCGUCCAUUCCGUCAAAGUGGACCGAGACGCGGCUAUGACGGCAGCCUGCCAUUUAUCUGAAGAAACGAACGCGCAGCUGGUGAAGGCAUCCCAAGGCAGGGAACCGCCUCACCUCCUGCAGAUCUACGAUGGAAAGCUGAAGAUACUUGCCGGACGUCAUCGCGACUCACCGCCGAAGAAGUAUUUAGUCAGAGUGUUUGGAUCGACGCCAUACACCUCGAAAGCGGUGGAACGUCCGCUGCGAGCCAGCAGCUUGGAUUCCAGCGCAGUGUUCAUUCUGUUCUCUAGCACGCCGAUCGUCUGGUGUGGUGGCAAGAGCACCGGCGACGCCAGACAGGCCUCGCGACGCCUCGCGCCCAGAAACGCGCCUCUCAUCGCCGAAGGCAAAGAGAGCAAUGACUUCUGGGUCGAACUCGGAGGAAGGGGUACUUACGGCACGGAGACCGAGGAGGUUGGCGAAGAGCUGGACAAGCAUCUGUUUCAAUGUAGAACCGAAAACGGUCUUUUUGUGGGCGAGGAGGUCCUCGGAUUUCGACAGAACUCUCUGAUACCGGAGGCUGUCUGGUUACUAGACGCUGGCAGCGUGAUUUGGGUGUGGGUGGGAAAGUUUUCCAGUCCGCGGACACUGCAAGAAUGCGUCGAUGACGCCUCAGUGUACCUCUACACACAUCCAGCAGGACGCAAUCGCAACACGACAAUUUCUAUAAUUAAGCAAGGUUUGGAGCCGGCCACAUUCAUCGGGCUCUUCGACAACUGGAACCACAAUCUGCUGAGAGAUUACAAGUCGUUCGAGGUUUUCUGCGCCCUACUGGAGGACAGGGAACAGCCAACGAGGCUGCAGACAACCGCAAAGACAACCACUGACUUCGACAACUAUGUCAAGUACCCGUUAGCGGUAUUGAAGAGCGAACCGGAGAACCUACCGACCGGUGUCGAUGUACGACGCAAGGAGAUGCACUUGACCUUCGACAAUUUUAUCGCAAUCUUUAAGAUGGAACCCGCAGAGUUCGAGAAGCUACCGGCCUGGAAAAGGCAGCGACUUAAGCAGGCCGCUGGACUUUUCUAAUAUUUAAUAUUUUUCCCGAGAAUAUUACAUUUUUUUAUCGCUUUCGGUUUGAAAAUUAUUGAUACUUUCGCAAGCUGUCCUACAUCUUUCUCUUAAAGUGCGGCUUGUAAUACUUGUCAUUAAUAUUCUUCGAUUUUAAUUAGCUCUUUAUCGUAGUUCAUCUUUGUUCGAAAAACUAGAACUUAAAAAUCGUACAUUUUCGUUUUUGUCAUUAAUAUUCGUCGAUUUUAAUUAGCUCUUUAUCGUAGUUCAUCUUUUUUCGAAAAAUUAGAACCUAAAAAUCGUACAUUUUUGUUUUGCGUGAUCUCGACGACCUUUAUUAGAAAUAUACGCCCGGACUUUACGAGA
This is a messenger RNA of Odontomachus brunneus, 5819 nucleotides long. RefSeq names its product villin-1 (gene qua). The coding region runs from base 3024 to 5471 and encodes 815 amino acids. The record is from RefSeq and is a predicted model, not a curated record. Gene Ontology annotation, cellular component: actin cytoskeleton; cytoplasm. Gene Ontology annotation, molecular function: actin filament binding; phosphatidylinositol-4,5-bisphosphate binding. The transcript has 8 exons. Gene Ontology annotation, biological process: barbed-end actin filament capping; cytoskeleton organization; actin polymerization or depolymerization. NCBI's taxonomy places the organism in Eukaryota, Metazoa, Arthropoda, Insecta, Hymenoptera, Formicidae.